UGGUGAUGGUGGUGAUGAUGGUAAUGAUGAAUAUCUUGAUUUGAGUGGUGAUGUCAACGACAAUCCAGCAUAUCCUUUCAAAAAUGAAUACAUAAUGCAUGCCCUUCUUUUCUUCAAGUCUGGUAGCUUUAAGUAUUCAGAAGUCCAAAUCAAAUCAGUUCUUGAUUUUGGUAAAUAUAUGGCUGAAAUUGCAAUCAAAGAGUACAGAGCUCAACUAGCUUUGGAUCCUUCUGAUGUUAUUUAUGAUUUCCGUGGCUAUCCCACUCCCCACAGCGUUUCCAGAUUUCACAAAUCCAAGAAAAGUUGUAUACCUUGUUUUCCUCAUGCUCCCCAUUGUGCGAAAGAUGAUAACGGCGGACUUCUUGUCGAACCUACUGAACCUGCCACAUCAACUAGCGCAUCUGGUACUGCUACAGCAGCUGACGCCUCUGCUCCUGCUCCUGCCUCUACCUCUGCUCCUGCCUCUACCUCUGCUCCUGCCAAUACCUCUGCUCCUGCCAAUACCUCUGCUCCUGCCACUGAUCCUGCUGCAACAACAAUAAAACUGCUUCUGCACCCGCUGUUCCUGUUGUUGUCGCAUCAAAGCCUGACUUGUAAUCCCUAUCUUCCUGAUCGAACACCUAACCAACGAAUCAAGCUAAGUCAAGGUGAAAAGUGGAAUUGUGAUAGAUUGUUUGAGCAUCCCAUGAUAAUUACUGGUCCAAAUCUUCAACUCUGGGUAUCGGAUAAGGUCUCUUUGCUGUCUGAGAGCAAUAUUCCUCUUCGUGAUCGCCAUUAUUUUAAAGUGGCCAAGAUAUUCCAAAUAUCAAAAGUUGUGAACGUUGAUUAUGUUGUUGCUAAUACUCGAUUGAUUCGCGCUCAUCAUGACAUGAUUGAUACUGGUAAUAAGUACAAGCGUCCACUGCCCAUUAGAUCACGUAUAAGAAGCAUAAAUCCCAAUUCGCCAAACUACCAGGUCGUUAGAGUAAUUCCGUACAACCUUUUCUCUGAUGAUACCAGUGGUAAUUCCACAUCAAAAUGGAAUUGUUUCGAUUCGUGGUCGAUGAAUCCUGCCGCUGUUCCUCUUAGUGUUGCCAAUCAUUAUUUGAAUCAAUUUUUUAUAUGUGGAUCAAAUCGCCAUACUGCUAUGGAACAGUUGCCUUCCCUUGUCCCCGAUUUAAAGAAACUGGAAACUGGUCUGCCGAUGUUUGAUGCUAUUCUCAAGGAAGAAGUCUUUGUUGUUGCUCCUCUUUUGUUUAUCAAGGCUGACAAUCCUCGUCAUGCCGAGGUUUCUUGUUUGAAAGCUUCAACAGCUACUUAUCCGUGUAGAAAAUGCUUCUGGUGUCGACAUGCUGAUGCUUUUGAUCCUAAUAGAAUUACCACGGCCGAAGAACACAUGUCAGUUCCAAGAGAAAAAGGUCACUGGAUGAGUUUAUUUCCAAGCGAUGACUCGGAUAGUACUGAUUUCUCGAUACGUGUUCGUAACAGACAGGGUGAUUAUAUCAUGGUCGAAAACUUGAUGGACCUCGGCUUCAAGGAAACUGCUGGCAAAAGGCUUUUGACGUUGUCUUCUUGGGAUCCUAGCAAGGAUACACCGGUAGAAAUUCUGCAUGGCCUAUGUCUCGGUUUAAUCAAAUACACGUUCAACAAAGCUGCUGAUUGCUUUUUCAACAAGAAGCAGGUUGAUCGCAUUAGUAUUUUGUGUGCAAAGUAUGGGUCUAAGGCUUUUACCAAUUUGUCGACGCAUCUCAAAGGAUACAAAAGCUUUCUUGGAAGAGACUUCAAACUUAUGAUUCAGAUGCUCCCAAUUGUUCUCAGAGUUGCUCGUGACCACAUUGAUUUCCUCAACCUUCGUAAUGAUCAAUUCCACCGAAUGGAUAACGUUAUUAGUACUUUUGAUAAGCUUGGUGAGCUUUGCUCAUUGUGUUAUAACUGUGAAAUACAUACCAACUUUUCUGCCUAUCUCGAUUUAUUGCGUCAAUCCGUUGAUGAUACUGUUAUUGCUCUGGAUAACCUUGAUCGUACCGUUGUUCCCAGUAACCGACGUACUCGUGGAGAGCCAGCAACAGCAACGACAACUGCAUCAGUGCCCAGUCAAACUACUUCUGAAGAGAUCUAUGGUCUUUCUGGUGAACAAUCUAAUGGUGCUACGAUUCCAUACGCCAAAACUGGUGGUCCAUUGUGUAAUCGUUUAAAGACUCAUUUGAUAGUCCAUUUGGUAGAGGAUUGUCUUCGAUUUGCUUCUCCUGUGCUUCUCGCAACUGAAAAGAACGAGCAAUUCAACAAACACAUUAGGGCAAUUGUCAUGAAGACCAACAAACAAAACCCUUCUCGUGAUUUGGCUCUUAUUAACGGUCGUGAGGUAAUGCUGAGAAGUAUUGCGAUGGGUCUUGUUUGGGAUAACGGUAUGAAAACUCGUGGUAGUCUGGUCAAAGCGUGGUUCGAUAGGUACAGUGAGGACAUGUACUAUUCUGCUAAUCGGGAAUUCGGCAGUACUGAAUAUAUUGCUGGAAAGAAGAUUGCUUUAAACAUGACGGCUAUUCUCGAUGUUGACUUGGAUUCUCUUGGGGCGCGUCGUCUGCUUGGAAAGGUGGCUAUUGUUGAGGUGUAUGAACUUGUUCCCAGGCCAGCCUUCGUGAUUCAUGAUGACAGUAGCCUCAUUUCUGUCUAUCAAGCUGACGAAGGUGGUAAUCUCCUCACCAAGAAAACUGAAGAAAUCUUGGACUUGCUGAAGUAUAAACUGACUGUGGAAACUGAGAUUGACACUUGCAAGUUCGGUACUUUCUGGUGGCUCCAUAACACUAAUCGUUAUUUCAAAAUUUUAGAAAAUGAAAGAAACUAAUCAUUUUGUUUUUUUUUACAUGUCAUUUUUUCAAAAAAAUAAAAGUCUCUUCCAUUUUGUUAUCCAAUAAAAAUGCUUAGC
This is a messenger RNA of Mucor mucedo, 2902 nucleotides long. RefSeq lists its product as uncharacterized. Lineage: Eukaryota; Fungi; Mucoromycota; Mucoromycetes; Mucorales; Mucoraceae. The transcript has 7 exons. Bases 95 to 2821 code for a protein of 908 amino acids. The record is from RefSeq and is a predicted model, not a curated record.